AUGCCCAAGGUUGGCGGACCUAGGGCUAUGAAGAGGAGGACGAUGGCAUCGGCCGUGACUUCUAUGAUAUUGUAUGCUGCUCCAAUUUGGAGAAGAGCUAUACAAUAUCAACACUAUCAAAAUAUGCUGCAAUCUAUGAUUAGGAGAUUGGCCGUACUGGCGUUGGCUGGUGUCAUGGCUAUUGUACACCAGGUAGAGGAAAGAUGCGACACCUACAGGCUGGGCAAGGAACAUAGGUUGCAAGUAAGAGAAAACAUCUUGAUGAAAUGGCAGGAGGAUUGGCAGAGAUAUGAUGGCUGGACAAAGCAAUUUAUUGAAAAUGUGGCGGAGUGGCACAAGAAUGGAUGGGUGGAGGUAGAUCACUUUCUUACUCAAGCUAUCACAGGUCAUGGGUAUUUUGGCAUAUACCUGAAAAGGAUAGCGACCGCUGUGUGUACUGCCAGGAGCAGGAUACUCCUGCGCACACUCUAUUCGAGUGUGGAAGAUGGAGGAAGUUUAGGGCCGUGGCAGAGGCAAGGUGCGGCACCAAGGUCACGCUGGAUAACGUCGGGGCACUUAUGGGUGAAGACCAAGAGAAGAGCAUAG
Messenger RNA from Sitophilus oryzae (rice weevil), 585 nucleotides. RefSeq lists its product as uncharacterized. The transcript has a single exon. The coding region runs from base 1 to 585 and encodes 194 amino acids. The record is from RefSeq and is a predicted model, not a curated record. Lineage: Eukaryota; Metazoa; Arthropoda; Insecta; Coleoptera; Curculionidae.